Messenger RNA from Candidula unifasciata, 549 nucleotides. The record is from the annotation of a GenBank genome assembly. Lineage: Eukaryota; Metazoa; Mollusca; Gastropoda; Stylommatophora; Geomitridae.
AUGUCCAGUCCUUCCACCAGCAGCAGCAGCAUUAGAACCAAAACUAUGUGUCCAGAUGUCUGUGUACCCAAGGGACUAAAUCACAUCAUCUACGCCUGCUUCCUUCUACUGACAGUUGCCCUUGUCGUCAACGCAACACCCCAUUUUCUGAGCGAAGACGAUCUAGAAGACGGCGGAUAUUUAUCAUUGGAUAAAAGACCAGCCAGACUGUCCUACUUCCGAGAGCGAACUCCAUCCGGGGGCGGAUACGGCAGACGAAGGUACAAUUCCUACAGUGGUUACAGUAGCCAUAGUUACGGUGGAAAAAAUGACUGGUGGAGGAAAAAAGCGGUAAACAGACACAACAUGCCUUGGGAAAACCUGCCCAACACUAACUGCCUUCGCCAGUACUGCAGAAGCGACAACGAUUGUUGCAGACGACACUCCAAAUGUAACGAAGAAGCUCACGUCUGCUACGACUGCUGGUACGGUCAUCCUUGCAAAGAGAACAUGGACUGCUGCGAGAGAUACCCAAUCUGCAACAAAGUUCUUCACAGUUGUGGAAAAUAA